UUUCAACAGCGUUCCUCUUUCUUUUUCUGUACAUUUACCUCUUAACUGGCAGUUUUACAACCGUCUAAAUACUGGAUUGCUGCAGCUCGACUGUGAACGUCCCCGCUAAUCCUUCCCCGUUCCCUUUUUCUUUUCUCUCGAAAACCACAGCGACGGCUUUGGCCGGGUUGGACAUGAUGCCGGGACAGAUACCUGACCCUUCGCUGGCGGCAGGCUCCCUGCCCAGCCUCGGCCCGCUGGCGGGCAUCUCGGCCACCACCCUCACCGACCAGCUGAAGCUGGCAGACUUUCACCAGCUGGGCACCAUGCUGUCGCCGCUGCAUUUCCUGGGGAGGCUGGGGAAGAGGCCGCUGGCCAUCAAGACAGAGAUGGACGAAGACGAAGAAAGAAGGAAACGAAGACGAGAGAAAAACAAAGUAGCGGCAGCGAGGUGCCGAAACAAAAAGAAGGAACGCACCGACUUCCUCCAAAGGGAAUCGGAGCGCCUGGAAACGGUGAACUCGGAGCUGAAGGCCCAGAUCGAGGAGCUCCGUCUGGAGAGACAGCAGCUGAUGGUGAUGCUCAACCUCCACAGGCCCACCUGCAUAGUGCGGACCGACAGCGUGAAAACACCCGAGAGCGAGGCCAACCCGCUGCUGGAGCAGCUGUCCGCCGAAACCAAGUGAGGCCCCGGGAGAAGAGCGGACUCAAAAGUCCUGCAAGCUGAACUUUGACUGCCGAGACAGACGUCUGAACAAAAACAAAA
Messenger RNA from Poecilia latipinna (sailfin molly), 745 nucleotides. Its product is annotated as jun dimerization protein 2-like. Gene Ontology annotation, biological process: regulation of transcription by RNA polymerase II. Gene Ontology annotation, molecular function: DNA-binding transcription factor activity, RNA polymerase II-specific; RNA polymerase II cis-regulatory region sequence-specific DNA binding. Bases 174 to 665 code for a protein of 163 amino acids. The record is from RefSeq and is a predicted model, not a curated record. Gene Ontology annotation, cellular component: nucleus. The transcript has 3 exons. Lineage: Eukaryota; Metazoa; Chordata; Actinopteri; Cyprinodontiformes; Poeciliidae.